Penicillium griseofulvum is the source of this 1416-nucleotide messenger RNA. RefSeq names its product BAR and SH3 domain-containing protein. The transcript has 4 exons. Gene Ontology annotation, biological process: endocytosis; plasma membrane tubulation; actin cortical patch localization. Gene Ontology annotation, molecular function: lipid binding; protein binding. Lineage: Eukaryota; Fungi; Ascomycota; Eurotiomycetes; Eurotiales; Aspergillaceae. The coding region runs from base 1 to 1416 and encodes 471 amino acids. The record is from RefSeq and is a predicted model, not a curated record. Gene Ontology annotation, cellular component: mating projection tip; actin cortical patch; medial cortex.
AUGCAGAAUAUGACGAGGCGGUUUGGCCGCAUGACGACGAAGUCGUCUGCAGAUGACAGCCAAAUCGCUGUGCUUCUAAAAGAUUUCGACGAUGCAGAUAUGCUCCUGGGAAAGAUUGUGGAGUCUACCCAAGCCUGGCGUGAUGCCUGGGUCUCUAUCGCAACUUACCAGAGUCGUCUUGCCGAUGAGUUCGACGGCCUCUAUGGUCCUAUCAUUGGCUCCUCAGAGACCACAACCAAUCACAAAGCUGUGGAAACAGACGACAUCAGAUUAGCUCGGACAAAUCGAUUGCGAAAGGACUAUGACGAGCUACGUACCGAUCUCAUACAGGAGCUCAGUGCGGCCGAUACUCGCAUGACCCAGCCCGCUGCGCAAGCCAAAGAAUCCCUUGCACCGAUGAAAAAGACGAUCAAAAAGCGAAAUGACAAGAAGACCGACUUUGAAAUAUCUCAAGGACGCGUCGAUAGCCUCCUGAAAAAGCAAAAACGCACCGAUCGCGAAAAUGUGAGCCUAGCCAAAGCGGAGGUAGAACUUGCCAAUACGAAAGAGGCUUACCAUGCUGCGGACCAUGAUCUACGACAGCGACUUCCAACAUUGAUCGCUCUCAUAUUCUCCCUGACGCCAUUCAUCCUUGAAGCACAGGUUGAGAUCCAAAACCGCAUGCUUGCGCACUAUUACACAGUGCUUCACACAUACUGUGAAGAAGAGGGAUUCCCCUCCCCGCCACCAGCCAUGGAACAAGUUGUCCAAGACUGGCAGUUUACCUUCCAACCCGUGCAAGCUGAAAUAGAAACCUUUGGCUGCCUGACCCAUGGCAAGGCGAUGCGAGCUGCAGCCGACCAGGAAAAUAAGAAACGUCCCUCAAUUGGAGGUCGCCUAUCCAGCGCAGCCUCAUCGACCUCGCUCCAUGGUUCUUUCCGCCGAGGAUCACAAACACCAGGGUCGUCGAGCCAGACACCCGAUGUAUCUGACUACCCUCCCUCUCCGGCACUAUCAAACAUACAUUAUAAGAGCAACGCGAUUCCUGCUGGAAAUAGCGCAGGUUCCAAGCCUCUUUCGACGGGCGGCGACUACUUCGACCCUCGUCCGACAUUCUUGCCUACCCCACAGCCCACCCCUAUCCCAUCAGGAGUGGUGAGAUCACCCGCUGGCCCAAACAUAGACUCUUUCCAGUCCAAGGUAUCACCCAUGGCUGCUGCCAUAGGGAAGAAGAGACCCCCACCACCACCGCCGGCAGCUUCCCGUCCAGUGUUUGUCACGGCGUUGUAUGACUUUGCUGGCCAAGGGGAUGGUGAUCUGAGUUUCCGAGAAGGGGACCGCAUUCGCAUCGUGCGGAAGACAGAGAGCACCGACGAUUGGUGGGAGGGUGAGUUGAGAGGACAGAAGGGACCUUUCCCUGCAAACUAUGUUGAGUAA